ACGAUCAAUUCGUUGUUUGACUGCCCCGUGCCUAUUCGAGAUAUCGAGUGUAUAUUCAUUCAUUGCUAGCGCAGUGCUUAUAUUCCUAAUAUUUGUGCCUUGAAUCUUGCAUCAAACUCCAAUUUCCAUCUGACGUUGUUUCGAUAAUGGACGACAGAAAACUCAUAGAGUUGGUCAAGAAGGAGAGAUUUCUGUACGAUUCUAGUGAUCCUUACUACAACGAUUAUACGCUCAAAAUGGCUAAAUGGAAGGAAAUAAGUCAUGUAGUAAGAAGAGAUCCCAAUAGAUGCAAAUCGAGAUGGGAGUCAUUACGCAAUCAGUUCCGUAAAUACAUUCGGGCUAAUGCUGGUGUGUCGUCUGGUACUAUGGCGAAAUGGAGGUACUACGACAACCUAUCAUUUUUAAUCCCUUACAUGAGGAACGCAAGACCACGAUAUCCACUCGUACCGAAAGAGCAAGAAGAUUCCUUAUUUUCUGCGGAAGCGUCAGGCGGUGUCGAGAAAUCAGAAGAAGAAUCCGAAGCUGAAACCUCUAAUUUAACGUACGACUUCAUUUUGAAACAAGAAGAGCAAGAGAUUGACGAAUCGGCCAACAGUGAUCUUAUGAGGGAUAUAUUGGACGAGCGAAAGAGGAAAGAACGGCAAGGUGAAGAUAGCAUAGAUCUAUUUUUCGACGCCAUGCGGGCUACAGUGAAAAAAUUCAGUGAAAAAAAUAGAAUUUUGGCGAAACGGAGAGUUUUCGAUGUCGUUCUUGAACUGGAGGAGGCCGAAUUGAAUGAAACGCAACCUUGCGAUGCUGAAAUUCCACAUAAUUCAAUCGAUGGUACUGUUGAAGAAGAUCCGACGGAAAUAAAACCGGUUUAUCACAUUUUUUCUCCCAAGUUCUCAACGCCGCCAACUACAAAUCUGUAAAUUUGUGCUCAAUUAAUGGCUCCAAGUGAACUGAACACGUUCUGGAAGAGCUGGAAAAG
Coccinella septempunctata (seven-spotted ladybird) is the source of this 970-nucleotide messenger RNA. RefSeq lists its product as uncharacterized. Gene Ontology annotation, cellular component: nucleus; transcription regulator complex. Gene Ontology annotation, biological process: regulation of transcription by RNA polymerase II. NCBI's taxonomy places the organism in Eukaryota, Metazoa, Arthropoda, Insecta, Coleoptera, Coccinellidae. The coding region runs from base 147 to 911 and encodes 254 amino acids. The record is from RefSeq and is a predicted model, not a curated record. The transcript has 2 exons. Gene Ontology annotation, molecular function: DNA binding.